This is a messenger RNA of Solea senegalensis (Senegalese sole), 4023 nucleotides long. RefSeq names its product Meis homeobox 2a (gene meis2a). NCBI's taxonomy places the organism in Eukaryota, Metazoa, Chordata, Actinopteri, Pleuronectiformes, Soleidae. The record is from RefSeq and is a predicted model, not a curated record. The transcript has 13 exons. Gene Ontology annotation, biological process: brain development; animal organ morphogenesis; embryonic pattern specification. Gene Ontology annotation, molecular function: DNA-binding transcription activator activity, RNA polymerase II-specific; RNA polymerase II cis-regulatory region sequence-specific DNA binding. The coding region runs from base 821 to 2020 and encodes 399 amino acids.
UCUCGGCAAAAGGGAAUUGGGUGGGAGUUGGAUCUGUGUUGGUUUGGCUUUUUACCCCCAGUGUGGAGUUGAAGCCGUCCCUGUGCCUCGCAUACACUCUGCAUAUCACAAGAUUUGGUCUCUCCUCUCUCUUCACUGGAGCUGCUGUAGGACUGGCUAUGGCCACCGCUACUUCCGGGAUCCGUCAUUUCAUUCGCCCACCGCUCAGCGCUGCGAACUGACUCUGUUUCUAUAAGCAAGCUAGCAGCCAACCUGCCAACACUCGCUGACACUCACUCAUCUCAGUCUCGCCAGAUAGACGAAAUACCUACGGGGGAGAGAAGGCAAAGAUCUGAGUCGCAAUCUCUUAAUUUCUCCUGCUUUUUUUUGCUUUUUGCAGAGAUAAUAAAACAAGAUAGCGAUCUGGAAGCAUUAAAGGAGACACGGACUUGCGGGAUGAAAACGGACUAAAAAGAUUCGUCCUUCUCUUGAACAUCAUCACCAACCGUCAUUCAUUCAUUACCUUGACAACCUCUGGCUUUGAUUGACAGCCGGAGUGGCAAAAAGCCAUGAGACACGACAGUUUAGUUACAUGCAGGUUGUUGAUGGGCCGAUUGUAACCUUCACUUUGGCGCAUUUUUUUCUUUUUUUCCGAGGAAAGAGGGGAAAACAAGAAAAAUUGCAAAACUCCCUGAUGCUACGAUUUCAACUGAACCACACUGGCGAAUAGGAGAAUUCGCAAAGUUGGUUGAAAACGGAAUCCUGCCUCUAAAUCACUUUCUAACCGGGACUGGGAUAUUAAAUAUACGACAGAUUCAGGAGUUUAUUGGAGCGCAGCCUGAUGGCGCAAAGGUACGAUGAGCUGGGCCACUACGGUGGGAUGGACGGAGUCCCGGCGUCGAUGUACGGGGACCCGCAUGCGCCCCGGCCGCUUCCCCAGGUCCACCACCUGAACCACGGACCGCCGCUGCACGCCAGCCAGCACUACGGAGCCCACGCUCCACAUCCAAACGUUAUGCCCACGAGCAUGGGCUCGGCUGUCAACGACGUUUUAAAGAGGGAUAAAGAUCAAAUUUAUGGUCACCCUUUAUUCCCACUGCUCGCACUGGUUUUUGAGAAGUGCGAGCUGGCGACGUGUACUCCGAGGGAGCCCGGCGUAGCAGGCGGCGACGUCUGCUCUUCAGACUCCUUCAAUGAGGACAUUGCAGUCUUUGCCAAACAGGUCCGUGCAGAAAAACCUUUAUUUUCAUCAAAUCCAGAGUUGGACAAUUUGAUGAUACAAGCCAUACAAGUAUUGCGGUUUCACCUCUUGGAAUUAGAAAAGGUGCACGAGCUCUGUGACAAUUUUUGCCACCGGUACAUCAGCUGUUUGAAAGGAAAAAUGCCAAUAGAUCUAGUAAUUGACGAACGGGAUGGCAGCUCAAAAUCAGAUCACGAGGAACUCUCAGGAUCAUCGACUAACCUUGCAGAUCACAACCCAGCUUCCUGGAGAGACCACGAUGACGCCACCUCCACACACUCAGCCGGCACACCGGGGCCCUCCAGUGGGGGACACGCUUCACAGAGCGGUGACAACAGCAGCGAACCAGGAGAUGGCUUAGACAACAGCGUUGCAUCGCCCGGCACGGGGGAUGACGAUGAUCCAGACAAGGAUAAGAAGAGGCAGAAAAAGCGUGGCAUUUUCCCCAAGGUGGCCACGAACAUCAUGAGGGCGUGGCUAUUCCAGCAUCUCACGCACCCAUACCCCUCUGAAGAGCAGAAGAAGCAGCUAGCCCAAGACACAGGCCUCACCAUCUUACAAGUAAACAACUGGUUCAUAAAUGCCAGAAGAAGAAUAGUACAGCCUAUGAUCGACCAGUCAAAUCGAGCAGGUUUUCUUCUUGAUCCUUCAGUGAGCCAAGGAGCAGCAUACAGUCCAGAGGGCCAGCCAAUGGGCAGCUUCGUGCUAGAUGGUCAGCAACACAUGGGGAUCCGACCAGCCGGGCCUAUGAGUGGAAUGGGGAUGAAUAUGGGCAUGGAUGGGCAAUGGCACUACAUGUAACCUCCAUCUUGUAAAGCAAAACGCAAAGAAAAAGGGGGAAGUCUGCCAGGCAUGCCAGGGGAGUAUGUACCUCAGAGUGGUCCUAUGAGCAUGAGCAUGGCCCGACCCACUUCUUACACCAACCCUCACCAGAUGACCUCCCACCCCUCCCAGUUCCGACACGGACCCCCGCUCCACGCGUACCUGCCUGACCACCCCCACGCCCACCACCCUCCCCACGCCAUGCUGAUGCACGGAGGACCCUCGCCACACCCAGGAAUGACCAUGUCUGCACAGAGACCACCUUUGCUCACUCCCAUCGACCCCAGUACUGGAGGACAAGGCCUGGACAUCCAUGCCCAAUAGUCUAAGGGAACUUUGCUACAACAACGACGACGACAACAGCAGCUACUACGAGAAAAAAAAAAACCUGAAAGAAAAGCAGCAGCUCACAAUAAAUCCUAUUUUGAGACUAUUUUUAAGAAUAAAAAUACGAACCCUUUUGACCAGAAUUUGACACUAAAGAAACAGAAUUCCAGAUGAGCUGUGAUGAUUCUUUUCUUUUUUUCUUGUUUCUUGUUUUUUUUUUUAAACUUGUCAAUUUUGUUACUUUCAUCCAAACGGAGGACCAAGCUGACAAGAACACUUUGUAAAGUCUUGGGGCUUUUGGUUGACAUCGACAGAGGCUGUUCUGUGACGUACGUGUGCGCAACGGACGGACACAUGCGCACAUGAGAGACGCACACGUUUUCGCACACUCACUCACUCACUCACUCACACACACAUGCUCAGUACACUUUCGUGUGACGCUUCUCAAAACGCUUCUGAAACAAAAAUCACUCCGGGAAGGUUUUUUUAAAAAAAAAAGAAAAGAAACAGAACAGAAAGACUCCAAGAGUUAUAACUACUGUAGUAUAAAAAGUAUAGAUAAAUAAGUUAAAACUUGUGCAUUUUUUUUUUAUUUUUUUUUCGUCUAUCACAUGGUUUAUGUUUCCUGAGCUAGUUUUAGAAUUAAAAGGUUAACCUUUUCUCUCUCACACUGUGUGUGCUCCUUCCUGGAGGAGAAACUGUCUCGCAGCACAGCACUACAAAAGAAAGAAAGAAAAGAAAACAAACAAACAAACAAAAAAAACAACAACAACAACAAUAAGAAGAUGGAACAUCUCCAAAAGUCUCCAAACCACAGAGGACAAUCAGGUCCUGUCCCCAUAAGAACAGGGCAUGAUGGGAAAAGGCUGCUAAAUGACACUGGAUCUCUCCAGAAGAUUCAGUUUGAACAUUUGUCAUGCCCCCUCUUUCUCUGUCUCUCUUUCUCUCUUCUCUUUUUUUGGUUCAUGAAUGAAUGUUGCCCUGUAGGUUUUAAGGAAAAAAAAAUGGUUCCUCGUUUGAAUUGCCCAAGCACUGGAUUGUGUUGGUUUUAUACAUUUUUAUUUUAAUAUUAUUUUAUUUUUUUGUACCCUGGACUCUCAUUGGUAAGAGCCUUUUGAAGGAAGCUUAACAGUGGAAAAGCAACAUCCUACGGCGCCUCUCCACCUGUGGAUCAACCUUUCUUGCCAUAAGGACGAUAUAUACUGACACAAACGUUGAUCCCGCAGCACUGGAGAAGCUUUUGACGGUUGAUGCACCAAAAAACCUAAAACUUUUAAAAAAAGAAAAAAAACUUAAAUUAUGAACUCAAUGCUUUUUUUGGGGGUGGGCGGGCGGGCGGGGGGGGGGAAAAAAAGCUGAGAGAAUAUUGUAACAAACUUCGUACAGAGUUCAGUCUAUUAAUUGUUUCAUGUUAGAUAUUCUAUGUGUUUACCUCAAUUGAAAAAGAAUGUUUUUGCUAGUUUCAGAUCUGCUGUGGCAUUGAUAUUGUAUGUCCAUGAAUUCCUUCCUUUUUCAGCACGUGUUCCUCACUAGAUGAUAAGAUGCCGUCUCCCUUAAGCUUUGUCAAAAAUACAUUAAAUACUUGUAUGAGGACUGUGACGUAAUGUUUAAAAGGUGUUCAGUCACAAAUGCUGUAAUAAAUAUUUCAUUUUUGA